CUGACUUGCCUGGUUAAAUAAAGGUACAAAUAAAUGGUAGACACACCUAACCUCUGACCCCUCUCACAGAAAGCCCAGGCAGAGGACAAUGAGCGUAAAUGGAAAGGAACCUCCACCCUACAACACACCAGUUGAAGGACAAGGUGAUAGUGGGGUGAAGGUAUAUCAUGUCCAUACCCCCUUCAACCCUCCUUCCUCCACCAUCCCCUCCAGUGACUACUCUGUGUUUCAGUCUCAGUCUCAGGGAAAGCCAGUGUACACCAGUGGAGGAGGUGGUAUUGGAGGAGGUGGGGAAACUCCCACUCAGAAGUUUGUGAGUUAUGACACAGAACUGGGCCGUUCAGAGGGCAUGACCACCUGUACUUCCUGUCAACAACAGGUGAUGACGAACGUGACCUAUAAAGUCGGAGCCUACGCCUGGCUCAUGUGCAUCCUCUUCAUCCUCUGUGGGUUGGUAGUGGGCUGCUGUCUGAUCCCGUUCUUCAUGAAACACUUUAAGGAUGCGUACCACUCCUGUCCUCGUUGCAACCGCAUUAUCCACGUGGACAAGCCACGCUGCUGCUGACCACCCUACCACCACCCACCACUAGGGGAGCUGUUGCUGACCGCCAUACCACCACCCACCACUAGGGGAGCUGUUGCUGACCGCCAUACCACCACCCACCGCUCUACCACCACCCACCACUAGGGGAGCUGCUGCUGACCACCCUACCACCACCCACCACUAGGGGAGCUGUUGCUGACCGCCAUACCACCACCCACCGCCCUACCACCACCCACCGCCCUACCACCACCCACCGCCCUACCACUAGGAAAGCUGCUACUGACCACCAUAACAUCACCCACCACUAGGGGAGCUGUUGCUGACUGCCAUACCACCACCCACCACUAGGAGAGCUGCUACUGACCACCAUAACAUCACCCACCACUAGGGGAGCUGUUGCUGACUGCCAUACCACCACCCACCACUAGGGGAGCUGCUACUGACCGCCAUACCACCACCCACCACUAGGGGAGCUGUUGCUGCCUGCCACACCACCACCCACCACUAGGGGAGCUGUUGCUGACUGCCAUACCACCACCCACCACUAGGGGAGCUGUUGCUGAUUGCCAUACCACCACCCACCACUAGGAGAGCUGUUGCUGACCGCCUUAAUACCACCCACCACUAGGAGAGCUGCUACUGACCGCCAUACCACCACUAGGGAGCUGUUGCUGAC
This is a messenger RNA of Oncorhynchus gorbuscha (pink salmon), 1220 nucleotides long. RefSeq names its product lipopolysaccharide-induced tumor necrosis factor-alpha factor homolog. Gene Ontology annotation, molecular function: zinc ion binding. The record is from RefSeq and is a predicted model, not a curated record. The transcript has 4 exons. Lineage: Eukaryota; Metazoa; Chordata; Actinopteri; Salmoniformes; Salmonidae. Bases 89 to 565 code for a protein of 158 amino acids.